AUGGGAAAAUAUAGGAAAAGGUUCAAUGAGAAGGCAAGAACUGGUAUGCUUGCUAAGCAAGCGGCUUUGAAAAGAGCAAGAAAUAAGCAAUUCUAUACCCAAGACGAUGGAACCACGAUAGAUCCCGAAGAAAAGACAGAACCCAAAGCUUCAACGGAUGUUUCCAAUUCUGACUCUAACGCCGAGAUACUCGCACCAAUCAGUGAAGAGGAGCGACUAGCAAGAAAAAGAGCCUUGGAGGAGAAUUUGUAUACGCAAAAUGCCAAAGAUGAAAAGCUAUCCAAAGCCAAGAAGAAGAGACUUGAAAAGUACAUUGAGCAUCAGCUUAAAAGAGAGGAAAAGAAGGAGCUUUUGAAGAAAUUGGAGGAGACAAAAAUGGAUACGUCGAAGCUCACAGGAAUGAAAGAUUUAGGGAAAGGGAAGUUGACUAAGAAGGAGCAAAUGCUUGAGGCCCUAGAGUUGGAAAAGCAAGGAAGAGGUGAUGAUGCCACACGAGAUAUAUUGUACGAAGAAAGAGUUGUCAAAGAUGUUAGUGAUGUGAGUAGUGAGGAUGAACGUGACAAUAAGAAAACUUUUUCUUUCGAGAGCGGUGCCUCACUAAGUUCAUUUGUCGACAACAGACCAUCCAAAUUUGGAGGUUCAGGAAUGGGUUUUGGAUUCAAGAAUAUUCCAGUAAUCAAGCGGGAGCCUAACAUUUCGAAAAAGAAGUACAGUUGGAGGAAAAGGGUUCAAGAAGAGGACAGGAAAAGGUUAAAGCAAGAGGAUUUAGAUGAUUUUGCCUCAAGCUCAGAAGAGAACGAGCUGUCUGAUGAAAUUGCGGAAGGGGAUGACGCAUCGGAGGACGAAUCAUUAGGAACAAAGGAGGAGUUAAGUGAAGGAGAAUUGAGUAAGUUAAAGUAUAACCUGGGGAGCUCCUCAGAGGAGUUUUCGUCGUCGGGGGAGGAGGAUAGCUCCAGCGAACUUGGCCAUGGUAGUGUGAACGGAAUGAAAGAAGUGAGUGGGGAGGAGGUUAGUGAAGAUGACGACGAAGAUGAUGACGACGAAGAUGAUGACGACGAAGAUGAUGACGACGAAGAUGAUGACGACGAAGAUGACGAGGAGGAAGAGGAGUUCCCAACUAAGCUUAUGCAAAAUAAACCUAGACACUCAAAAACUGCCGCUUCGUUUAAAGAAUGGGCAGAGAAUCAGCUUCGACACAUUGAGGGUCGCGAGAAUGUCCCCCUUGUGGCAGAAGUGUCUGAUGAAGUUAAAAAGAAGUACUCAAAACGUCAAGUUAGACCUGAAGAUGUUGACCAUUUGUCUGACGAGGAAGGUUACAUACCAAUUGAUAACGACAUGAACAGAGAGGCGUUCGUGGUGGAAGUUCAAAGAUCAGACAAAGUGCAACAACAAAGAGUAUUGCUACCUGUGUAUGCUGAAGAACACAGAAUAAUGGAGGCAAUUUACCAUCACGAUUGUGUAAUACUCUGUGGUGAAACUGGUUCAGGUAAAACAACUCAGGUUCCUCAAUUUUUGUAUGAGGCUGGAUUUGGGAAUCAUGGUAACAAGCUGCAUCCAGGAAUGAUUGGAGUAACACAACCGAGAAGGGUGGCAGCAGUGUCAAUGGCAGAGAGGGUCGGAAAUGAGUUGGGCAAUCAUAAACAUAGAGUUGGUUAUCAAGUUAGAUUUGACACGUCGAUCAAAAAUGAAGGAACUGAAUCAGGGACAGCACUUAAGUUUAUGACUGAUGGUGUUUUGUUAAGAGAAAUGAUGUCAGAUUUUCUUUUAACAAAGUAUUCUGCUAUAAUCAUCGAUGAGGCUCAUGAGCGAAACAUCAAUACAGAUAUUCUAAUCGGAAUGCUCACCAGGGUGAUAAAACUAAGAAGAAAGUACUUUUUGGAGAAUAGGAAAGAAGUGAAACCAUUGAAGCUUAUAAUCAUGUCUGCUACUUUACGUGUUACUGAUUUUUCGGAAAAUCCAGUUUUGUUCAAAACCCCUCCUCCAAUUAUCAAUGUAGAGGCAAGACAAUAUCCUGUAUCGGUACAUUUUGAUCGAAAAACAGACUUCAACUACAUCGAGUCUGCAUUCAACAAGGCAUGUAAAAUCCAUCGAAAGCUUCCACCUGGAGGUAUUUUGAUUUUUUUAACCGGUCAGAAUGAAAUCAAAACAUUAGUGAAAAGACUAAAAGAAGAGUUCUCGAAAAGAAAAAGCAAAGCAAUUGAGGCUGAAGAGGUCCCCGACGUGAGGGUUUCGGAAAAUAUGCAACAAGAGAUUGAAGAUGUGGACUUUAGUGUAAAAAUAGAUGAAGAGAACAAUUAUGACGACUACGAUGACUCCGAAGGGGAAGAGGAAGGGUUUGGGGAAGCUCAAAACACUAUUGAUUCUGAAGUUGGUCCACUUCAUGUAUUACCAUUAUACUCCCUUUUGCCCACCAACCAACAAAUGCGGGUUUUUGACGAGCCACCAAAAGGAAGCAGACUAUGCAUUGUGUCCACCAAUGUUGCAGAAACUUCAUUAACUAUACCGGGAAUUCGUUACGUUAUCGAUUGUGGCAGAUCGAAAGAACGAAAUUACAACAAAGAAAGUGGAGUGCAAUCGUUCGAUGUUGAUUGGAUUUCAAAAGCCUCGGCAGAUCAAAGAGCUGGUAGAGCUGGUAGAACCGGACCUGGGCACUGUUAUCGGUUGUUUUCUUCUGCCGUGUAUGAGGAAUUCUUUCCACAAUUUAGCAUUCCCGAGAUACUUCGAACUCCUUUUGAAAGUAUUGUCUUAAGCAUGAAAAGUAUGGCAAUUGAUCAAAUUGUCAAUUUUCCUUUUCCGACUCCUCCUGAUAGGGCCUCAUUGAAGCAAGCUGAAGAUUUAUUGGUAACUUUAGGUGCGCUUGAUAAAGAACAGAAGCAAAUCACCGAUUUGGGAAGGAAAAUGUCUUUAUUCCCAUUGAGUCCAAGAUUCGCCAAAAUAUUAAUCAUUGGAAACCAACAAAAUUGUUUGGAUUACAUUAUAGCCAUUGUAUCUGCAUUGUCUGUUGGGGAUCCAUUCAUUCCAGAGAAUGAGUUGGUUGGAAACAUGACUGACGAAGAAAGGAAGAAUUUCAGAAGCAAGUUUUAUCAAUCAAGAGCCUUGUUUUCAAAAUUAGAUCCAUCAAGUGAGUGUUUAAUGUUGUUGUCCGCGGUUUGUGCUUUAGAUCAUAUUCCCAGCGAAAAUGUGAGUGAGUUCUUGUCCACUAAUUACUUGAGACAAAAGAUGAUGCAAGAGAUUCAAAAGCUUAGGACACAAGUGGGGCAAAUUGUUGAACGAUGUUUAAUGACCAAAAAUGGGGUUUACUUAUCCCACAGGGCAAAACUAGACGUCCCUACUACAAAACAGGUAUCAGCAAUGAAACAAAUGAUUGCAUCUGGAUUUAUUGACCAUGUGGCGAUCAGAGGUGAUUUGAUAUCCUCUGAUGUCAAAAUUGCCAACAAGACAAACAUCAGCAAUAUCCCCUACUGCCCCGUGUUUCCUAUCGAGCUGGACCCGUUUGUUUACAUACAUGCAAACUCGUUGAUGAGUAAAAGUGGUAAAUUACCGAGCCCAUACUUGGUUUAUCAAAGUCUUAGUUCGAAGUCGAAUUCUACCGACGACGACAAGCAUUCAAAAAUAAGAAUGAAACCAUUGGUCGAUAUCACUGGCAAGCAAUUGACAAAUAUUGCAAAAAGUUCGGGCUUGAUAACGUACUCUAAGCCAUUGGGUCAUCCAUACGCACCAAAGAAUCUAACUCCUACCAAACGAGAAUGUUACGUAGUGCCCAGAUUUGGUGCAUCGGUAGGAAGUGGGGGUGUUGGUUGGGAUUUGCCGGCAAUCAAAGUGAUACAAGAGAAGCGUAAUGGGUCUUGGGUGACUGUGUAG
This is a messenger RNA of Lodderomyces parapsilosis, 3861 nucleotides long. Its product is annotated as ATP-dependent RNA helicase. Gene Ontology annotation, biological process: maturation of SSU-rRNA from tricistronic rRNA transcript (SSU-rRNA, 5.8S rRNA, LSU-rRNA). The record is from RefSeq and is a predicted model, not a curated record. Gene Ontology annotation, molecular function: ATP binding; RNA binding. Gene Ontology annotation, cellular component: intracellular anatomical structure; nucleolus. Lineage: Eukaryota; Fungi; Ascomycota; Pichiomycetes; Serinales; Debaryomycetaceae. The transcript has a single exon. Bases 1 to 3861 code for a protein of 1286 amino acids.